This is a messenger RNA of Fraxinus pennsylvanica, 999 nucleotides long. NCBI's taxonomy places the organism in Eukaryota, Viridiplantae, Streptophyta, Magnoliopsida, Lamiales, Oleaceae. The record is from the annotation of a GenBank genome assembly.
AUGUAUAUUGAGGAACUGAAGGAAGGGGAUUCGGAGAAUGAAGGGGGGCAGCAAUUGUGUGGUAAGGAAGAUGAUUCAGAGAAUGGAGAGGGGCAAGGUGCUUUCCUUAUAUGGGAUGCAAAAAGGGUUUUGGUCGGAGCAGGGGCUCGGGCUCUUUUCUAUCCUACAUUGUUAUAUAAUGUUGUUAGAAACAAGAUUCAAUCCGAGUUUCGUUGGUGGGAUAGGGUUGAUGAGUUUGUAUUGCUAGGUGCUGUUCCAUUUCCCAAAGAUGUUCCACAAUUGAAGGCUCUCGGCGUAGGUGGAGUGGUUACCUUGAAUGAGCCAUAUGAGACUUUGGUCCCGACGUCAUUAUAUCAGGAUCAUAACAUCAAGCACCUGGUAAUUCCUACGAGAGAUUAUCUGUUUGCUCCAUCAUAUGGGGUCAUUUGCCAAGCUGUCGAAUUCAUCCGCGGUAAUACAUUUAGCUGCAAAACUACAUAUGUUCACUGUAAAGCUGGCCGAGGCCGCAGCACCACAGUUGUACUCUGUUACUUGGUUAAAUACAAGAAUAUGACACCCGAGGCUGCAUACAAGCAUGUGAGGUCCAUUAGACCAAGGGUACUUUUGGCCUCAUCCCAGUGGAAGGCUGUUCAAGAUUACUAUCACAGAUUGAAGAAACCUGGGUAUGAUGUUUACAUGGAUAAUUCACCCAGUAUAAGCUUAGGUAUUGCUGGGAAAGUCGACCUGGAAGCCUUUGACGAUAACUCUGUGGUGUUAAUAACAGAAUCUGACCUUGAUGGAUAUGAAGAAAGUGAUGAUUUCCAUGUUGUUCGUAAGAACAUAAUGGCAGAUGUAAACCUAGCAUGCAGGGUACACUUUGCCAGUCAAGCAGCCUUUUCUCGGCUUUCUUGCUUGUGGCUUCGUUGCCAUGUGAGCCAGAAAGCAUCGAGAGAGAACAUGGAAAGCUGUAUGGGAAAUAGUCAGUUGGGGAAUACAGGUGUUGAAAUUCGUGUUUAUUGA